This is a messenger RNA of Dracunculus medinensis (Guinea worm), 816 nucleotides long. Lineage: Eukaryota; Metazoa; Nematoda; Chromadorea; Rhabditida; Dracunculidae. The record is from the annotation of a GenBank genome assembly.
AUGAAAAUUAAUAAGGAUGAAAGAGCACGUGAUUUAACGGCAUGUAUACUGGAGCAGGAUGGUCCUUCGAGGGUGAUAUCGGUUCAAAUGGAGCUCGUUACAAUGCAGUGGUUGACCACAAAUCAUUUAGCCUUUCAUCCUGAUCUCAUUUCACCUAAUGUGUUGGAAAAACUUAUCAAGCAACAUGUUAAGAGGGUCGAACUUACUCAUCUGCCUGACAUGAAUGAUCCAAAAACAGUUAUCCCUCGAACAGCAAAACUGUAUACAAAACAGGAACCGUCGGAGAAAUUUGUUUUAAUUCUAGAAGGUCGAGCGAUGGUUACGAUUGGGCAGAAUGAGAUGACAUUCGAAGCUGGUCCAUGGCAUUGUUUUGGUGGUCAACUGUUAGAACGAAUUGCUCUAGCCCAGCAGCAGUUGCAGAAUCAGCAACAACCGCAAGUUAGUGGCGGUAGUGGUGGUGCUAGUGGCAUUAUUGGCAGCGCUGUUAUGCAAACGCCAGUGUCACAAUCAGGCAAUUCAAUAGCAACCACGCAAAUGUUGGAAACAUUGAAAAAGCCAACUUUUGUCCCAGAUUUUUCGGCAGUUGUUCGUGACGAUUGCACUUAUUUGGAGAUCACCGCCCAGACAUAUCUUCUCGCCUAUAAAUCAACUUUGAUCUCCAAAGGAAGCAGGUUUCCAAAUAAAAUUACUCAUAGAUUUACUUUGGCCAAUAUAGAACCAUUAAACAUUGACGAAGAAAUGCAAAUGGAAGAAGGGAAAAAAAGUUGCAUGAAUAGUUGCAGUGAUUUGAAUUCUUAUCAAUCGAUUGAUUUUUAA